ACAGCGUCAUGCUGAGUCUUCAGCGCCCCCUGCUGGUCACCUGCCUGCAUCUGCUGCUGCUGCUGCCCUGGAGCCACAGCAGGAUCCUCAGACACACCAAUGGCUUUCACUACCAGGACCUCAGCAACGGCAACAGCAACGGCAAUGGAAAGGAUGAGAUUUACUUCAAUGGGAUCCGCCUCCACGUGGAGUCACCUCAGCAUUCAGUGUCAGCCACCAAGGGGAGCAACGUCACUCUUCUCUGCCACUACCAUUACGAGCCUGAGCUGACUACGCCCCGCAGGACCCGGGUCAGAUGGUUCUGGCUGCCUGCUUACACUAACACCACUUCGCCCGAGACCUUCGCCAGGGAGUCCAAAGUGAUGGUGGCCAUGGGCGGCCGUCACCGCAGCUACGGCAGCUUCAAAGGUCGUGUGCGUUUGAGGCGGUCAGCUCCGGGAGACAUGUCUCUGGUAAUCAACGAGCUGCAGCUGAACGACACGGGGCGCUAUCGAUGCGAAGUGAUCGACGGGCUGGAGGAUGAAAGCGUAACGAUGAAGCUAGAGCUGACAGGUGUGGUAUUCCCCUAUUACUCUCAUGAAGGGCGCUACCAUUUUAACUUCUUUGAUGCCCAACAAGCGUGUCAGGAUCAGGACGCCACUCUGGCUACGUUCGAACAGCUUUUCGCCGAGUGGGAGGACGGGCUUGACUGGUGCAACGCUGGCUGGCUGGCUGACGGCACAGUCCAGUAUCCAAUCAGAGAUUCACGUGUCGUUUGCGGUGGUAAAGAUGUAGCCCCGGGAGUGCGCAGCUACGGACACCGACAUAAAAUUCUCCACCAGUAUGAUGCUUUCUGCUUCACCGCCUCCAUCAAAGGGACUGUGUACUACUUAAAGCACCCGACCAAGCUCAACUUCACUGAAGCAGUUCAGGCUUGUGCCAGCAAAGGAAGUCAAAUUGCCAAAGUGGGCCAAUUGUACGCUGCGUGGAAGUUAAUGGGAUUGGAUUGCUGUAAGGCGGGCUGGUUGUCUGAUAGAAGUGUACGUUAUCCAAUCACAACCCCCCGAGCUAACUGUGGUCCACUAGAACCAGGUGUACAUUGCUUUGGGUUCCCUGCUCCAUCAAUGAAAUUUGGUGUGUACUGUUAUGAACAGAUGAUUUGACUUAUUCAUCCUAACACUGAACAUGCUUAAAAAUCUGAUCUACAGUAGCACUAACUAUAGCCCGGGGCCUAACAGGCUAUAUUUGAUUUCAGAGCUUUUUUCUCUUUUUUUUAUAAAGGAACAUCCUGUCUUUAGAGUACCAGUGUUUCAGCACUGAACUUAGUGAUCCACCAACAGCUGCAUUAAACUAUGCACAUAAAUAAGAUACCACUCUAAGAUGAGAAAACACAAUCAAAAGUCUGAAAACAUUGGAACAUUGGAGUCAUAAGCAUCUGAUUCUAAAAUCAAAUAAUUGUAUUAUGCUGCUAUACAAACUGUGGUCUGUGACUUUUCCACUACAGUUUGUGGAAAAUACAAACUAAAAGAUAAUUGCUCCCAUUUAUUUAUUGUAUGGGCCACCUACAGAUGUCAGGUAUGACGUUAACAUGAUGUGAGUUUGCUUACAGCUUCUGUAGUCAGGUUCUUCCACAAAGCUAUAUAAACUUAGCACAUAAAGUAAGGAAACAUGUGUUUGGUAGAAUAUUUCUAUAUUGUAACAAUGCUUCUUGGCAAUAACUUGCAGCAGCAAGGGGGUACCAGGAGCUCAAAACAAGUGUCAAUAAAAACAGUAAAAUAAUCUGUUUAACUGAUAGGAUUUUGCAAAUAUUUCAUGUGCAC
Austrofundulus limnaeus is the source of this 1799-nucleotide messenger RNA. It is a transcript of the gene hapln3, whose product is annotated as hyaluronan and proteoglycan link protein 3. Lineage: Eukaryota; Metazoa; Chordata; Actinopteri; Cyprinodontiformes; Rivulidae. Gene Ontology annotation, molecular function: hyaluronic acid binding. Gene Ontology annotation, cellular component: perineuronal net; synapse. Gene Ontology annotation, biological process: skeletal system development; glial cell differentiation; positive regulation of neuroblast proliferation. The record is from RefSeq and is a predicted model, not a curated record.